Penicilliopsis zonata CBS 506.65 is the source of this 2361-nucleotide messenger RNA. RefSeq lists its product as hypothetical. The transcript is spliced from 4 exons. NCBI's taxonomy places the organism in Eukaryota, Fungi, Ascomycota, Eurotiomycetes, Eurotiales, Aspergillaceae. Gene Ontology annotation, biological process: regulation of DNA-templated transcription. The record is from RefSeq and is a predicted model, not a curated record. Gene Ontology annotation, molecular function: DNA-binding transcription factor activity, RNA polymerase II-specific; zinc ion binding. Bases 1 to 2361 code for a protein of 786 amino acids.
AUGACCAGUGUUGAUAUUACCAGCGACGGCCUCAUCGGCCUUGAUUACGACUCCAGAGCCUAUCUCCAGUCCCAGUCAUGGCCGGUACCGGUCGACCAGAGUGCUGCCGCUGCCGCUGCCGCCGCCGCCGCUGCUGCUGCCCAGCGGUCUUCAGAUAACACUCCUCGAGAUCUUUCCCCGUUGCAGACUACUGCCCAUGCCUUUGACCAGCCGUCGGUGGCUCAGGACCCCAAUCUGAUGGUCGACUGGCAUUUCCAGCCCUUACAGCCCCACGUCCACAACCACCACCACCAUCACCACCACCAGUAUAGCGCGCCGGAAGACACCCCUCAUUUUUCCACCAGCUAUGGCAUGCCGUUACAUUCGUCCCCGGUGGACCUGAUUCCUGGUUCCCAGGCCCAGUUGGGCGCUGGUCUGCUCGAUACUUCCUUUCUCCCCUUGUCCGCACAGGUCGAUCUCGUUCCCUUCCCCUAUCAGGACCUUCAAGCCGAUCUGAUGGCCUUUCCCGACGGUUUGCCCGAAGUGACCGGGUACGCAGCAGCCCAGACGAUGCUGGGAGGCAGCUCCCCGACCGACACUUAUCUAGAGGUGCGAUCUCUCGGAAGUUCUAGCAGCGACAACGGCUGGAGCACCAUCGAGCACCGCUCCUCCAUCGACUUCUUCCCGGAACAGGGCAUUUUCAUCAACCCCACCCAGACCCUCCACGACCGGAGUCUGUCCGAAUCCUCCUAUUCCACCUCCCUGGGCAGUUUCGUCGAGAUCACCAACCCCAUCAGUUCGCCUAUUUCGGACACACAUCUCGACUCAUCACCGUACCUCGGCAGCAGCACUAGCAGCAUGGUCAACCGCCGCAUCUCCUAUGACAACACCUCCUCGCACGGCUCGCGCUCGCCCACCGCCGUCAGCCCCGUGGCCAUUGUGCGACCCAUCCCCGUGCCCUCCGCGAAGAAGGCUUCUUCGCCCACCCGCUCCGCCGCUUCCCAGACCUCCUCCUCCACCUCCCCCCCCAGCAGGAAGCCCUCGCGCAGAAGCCCCAUCGCCGCCAAAACUGCUGAGACCAAGGUCCGCAAACAGUCGCAGACCGGAAAGCCCGAGACCGAGAAGAAGGUGGGCAAACGGAAGGGCCCCCUGAAGCCAGACCAGCGGAAACAGGCCAGCGAGAUCCGAAAGCUGAGAGCGUGUCUGCGCUGCAAGUUCUUGAAGAAGACGUGUGACAAGGGUGAGCCCUGUGCGGGUUGCCAACCGUCCCAUGCGCGGUUAUGGCAAGUCCCAUGUACCCGCAUCGAUAUCAAGGAAAUUGGGUAUUUCAUGAAGGACUGGAAGGCGGACUACGAGCGUCAUAUCAGUCUGGGCUUCUCGGUUGGCAACAUCAAGGGAUUCUCAGACGUCGAGAGAACCCUGUUCAUCACCCACGGCUAUGGUCAUAUUCUUCCCAUCACUGCCCGGGAGGUUUACGUGCGGGACGACCAUUGCUUCAACGUCGACUGGGUGGAGGGCUUCAAUCGGGAGCCCACGCAGUACGAAGUCGAAACCUCCAAGCUGUCUGCCGGGAUGGAAGGCAUCUCUCAUGCUAUGCUCUCCGACUACCUAGAUCGUCACAUCGAUGGGAACGGCACCUUUGAGAAAUUCGUCGAUGACUACUUCGAAGGCACUCCCUUCCUGACCCAAAUGCUCAAGACCGCCUUCCGAUACUACUUCCGUACCAAGCUCCCCGUCAUCCGCAAGGCCCUCAAACUGAUCAUCGCCUACAACCUGACCCUCCAUGUGACAAUGGUGGAAGGCCUGGGCGAGGAGGAGGGCUUCAGGGGCAAGAUCGUCGACGAUUCGUCCAAGUUCAGGGGCAAGACCAUGGCCCCCGUCAUGAUCAACUUCCAGGUGAAGUGCGCCAUGGCGAACAUGUGGCGCGAGCUGCAGAAAGACGUCCUCGAGGAGCUGUCCAGCCUCUACUCCAGUGUCUAUAGUGGCGAGAAAUUGAAGAACUGGCCCACUAUUUUUAUCCUGGCCUCCAUUCUUCUGGCUGUCUGGGAGGAAAUGCAGUUUGAUUGCCACUACCGCGUUCCGGAUCCUGCUGCCGUGGAGAAGUUCUGCAAUGACAUGGAAACGACUCCUGUCGGUGUCAUCGUCGGGCUGUUCCAGGCGAUCUCGCAGAAACUACCCGCCUUCACCGAUUGGGAAACGCAGAAGCAUCACCACCUGCUCAACUCCAACCCGGACGUGUGCAGCACCAUGACUGAGGUCCGCCAGCAUGUCACCCAGCAUGAGACCUACCUCCGCAGUCGUUCGAACUCAAAGUUCAACCGCAAUGACUUUGACUGUCUCUCGAACAAAUUCCUUUCCAGACUUGUGAUCCGUGCGAACUAG